Molecule: messenger RNA, 1699 nt
Organism: Notothenia coriiceps (black rockcod)
Lineage: Eukaryota; Metazoa; Chordata; Actinopteri; Perciformes; Nototheniidae
Product: tetratricopeptide repeat protein 28-like
Exons: 8
Coding region: 152-1699 (515 amino acids)
Molecular function (GO): protein binding
Source: RefSeq, a predicted model, not a curated record
UCGGCUGUGGGAACAUGGCGCACACGCUCCGGAUUAACUUUCCCCAGGAAAAAGUUUGUAGAUUCGCUAUUUAGCAGGCAAAUCUCCCCAUAGUAUCGAGUAAUAAACGCGCCGAAAAGUGUGGAUAAACUACCAAACUGGUGUGUUUUGGAUGGUGUGUUUUCCUGUCCUUCUUCACUGGGAUGAAAGUUUGUCGCUGCCGGAUUUAGCCGAGAGCAGGAUGGAAAAGCAAAGAACGAAGAAAGAGAAGUUCUCUCUGUUUGGUUCUCGCUCCACCAGCAGGACCACCAACCCUCCCUCUUCCUCCUCCUCCUCUUCCUCUCCUGUCAUUCCUUCAGCCUCGCCGGUGAAAAGGGACCGACUGCCCGUCCCCCCCGUUCCUCCUCCUCCUCCUGGCCUCAGUAAAGCAGAGUUCCUGGACCGUGUGCGGCGCAGUAACCAGGCCUGCCAGCAGGGAGAAUAUGCUCUGGCUGUGCAGCUCUACAGCGAGGCACUCACCGCGGACCCCCAGAACUGCAUCCUAUUCAGCAACCGCUCCGCUGCCUACCUCAGACUGGGAGAGUACAGCACCGCUCUGGAUGACGCCAUCAAAGCUCGUCUUAUCAACCCCAAAUGGCCAAAGGCCUACUUUCGUCAGGGGGUUGCCCUGCAGUACCUGGGUCGUCAUGCCGACGCCCUGGCAGCGUUCUCCUCCGGCCUCGCCCAGGACCCCAAGAGUCUCCAGCUGCUCGUCGGCAUGGUGGAGGCCGCCAUGAAAUCACCCCUCAGAGACUCCCUGGAGCCGACCUACCAGCAGCUGCAGAAGAUGAAGCUGGACAAGAGCCCGUUCGUGGUGGUGUCCGUCAUUGGUCAGGAGCUGCUGACCCACAGUUUCCAUGGCGCCUCCGUGGUGGUCCUGGAGGCCGGGCUGAAGAUCGGCACGUGCUCGCUGAAGCUGCGGGGGUCCGUCUUCUCGGCCCUCAGCUCGGCAUACUGGUCUCUAGGUAACGCGGAGAAGAGUGUGGCCUACAUGCAGCAGGACCUGGAGGUCACCAAGACUUUAGGUGACCAGUCAGGGGAGUGUCGUGCUCACGGGAACCUCGGCUCUGCCCUCUUCUCCAAAGGCAGCUACAGAGAAGCGCUGGCCAAUCACAGGAACCAGUUAGUGCUGGCCAUGAAGCUCAAGGACAGAGAGGCUGCGUCCGAUGCUCUCAGCAGUCUGGGCCAUGUGUACACAGCCAUCGGUGACUACCCCAACGCGCUUGCGAGCCAUAAGCAGUGUGUUCUGUUGGCGAGACAAACGCAGUGCCAGCUCUCCGAGGCGCGCCAGCUGGGCAACAUGGGCGCCGUGUACACCGCGCUGGGAGACUUCACCAACGCCGUUCAGUGCCACGAGCAGCACUUGGACAUCGCAAAGACUAUGGAGAACCGGCGUGAGGAGGCUCGGUCCUACAGCAACUUGGGCAGCGCCUACCACUCUCAGCGUGACUUCGACAAGGCCAUUUCAUACCACACACGCGUGCUAGAGCUGGCACAGGAGCUGGGCGACAGAGCCAUCGAGAUGAGGGCGUUUGCUGGUCUGGGGCACGCUGCCAGGUGCAUGCAGGACUUAGAGAGAGCUCGUCAGCACCACCAACACCAGCUGGAAAUCGCACAGGAGCUGCAGGACAGAGCCGCACAGGGCAGAGCGUCAUCUAACCUGGGUAAGAACGCCAAAUGA